Messenger RNA from Symbiodinium natans, 1509 nucleotides. Lineage: Eukaryota; Dinophyceae; Suessiales; Symbiodiniaceae. The record is from the annotation of a GenBank genome assembly.
AUGGCCAUCCAGCAGUGCCAGAUGACUAGCGUCAGGAUUUCCGGGUUGCAUGGGCGCGGCCAUGCUCAAGCUGUACUCUUUACGGUCAACAGCGUUUCUUCUUUCGACAUGCUUCGGCUUGCUUUGGCAGCGCUGGCCCUGCCAUAUCAGACUUUGGCAGAGGAGCUUGAGGCUACUGGCGCCCUUGCCCUGGACGAUGCCUGUGCUUCGGAUGCCUGCGACCUCUCCCUGCGGCAGCUGCGGGGGGAGAGCCGGACGAUCCAUGCCGGCGACAUGAGGGAGGGGCAGAACCUGACGGAGGAUGCUUCGGAAGCUCCCAAGUUCAACUACAACUGGAACUUCGGCUGCACCGGAAAGACGGAUCAAGAGAAGCCCGCCGGCGAUGACCUCACCUUCAACCUCAACUGGAACUUCUGCUUCGACGAGAAGACGCUCGACAAGCUCCACAAGCUCCAGGAGGACGGGGCCUUCGACAAGAAGCCAGGCAACUGCCGGUCUUUUGGCUGCACCAAGAGUUUUGACUUCAUGACGCUGAUGAAUGAGUGCCAGUGCUUUCCUGGAUGUGACAAGACCUUCCUGGGCAACACCUGCUGUCCUGAUUACAAGAGCCAGUGCGAGGCGGGAGAGGCGCAAGAAUCUCAGGCCACCGCGCCCGCGCUGACAAUCUCCGGCUUCACGACGUACGCGAACGCCCACUGCGAGAACUCUCAAGGAGCUCUGGAGCUCUCCAGCUCCCGCGCCUCACCCGCUGGCUGCGCGAAGCGGUGCGAGGGCAACGCCGAGUGCCAGGGCUUCACGAUCUCCGCCCAGAAUUCGUGCACCUUGCUUGCCGGCAUCAACAUUCCAGCCUGCGGCGUCAGCCCUGGCAAGUUCUCCACUUACGUCAGGACGGAGGGCCCGAAGCCCCCGACGUGUUCCAAGUACAUGGCGGAUGUCGGCUGCAAGUGGACCGCUGACUACAGCUGCCCUGAUCAAGUCGGCGGCGCGAAAGGGACCGCAGGCGAUGAUGGCAAGGAAGGCUACAAGUGUUGCUGCGAGCUGGGCUGGUGGAAGUCCACACGUUUGGCUCUGCCGGCCGGGGUGCGGCUGAGAAUUGUCAACAAGUACUCCGAUCGGGCACUCUUCGCGAAGAAGGGCGAUAAUUGGGAGAUGGGCUGCGGGGCUGGCACGCCCAAGAACAAAGUUGGAGAGGAUGGCUACUGGACAUUGGUGCCACAAGGAGAGAACCAGUACCGAAUUGUCAACCAGUUGUCGAACAGGGCUCUCUAUGCGAAGAAGCCACCGGAUUCGAACUGGGAAUGGGGCUGGGGAGCUGGUUCUCCACCCAACAAGGUGUGGAAAGAUGGGAUUUGGACCUUUGUCCCAGCCGGGGAUGGGAGCGUCCGAAUCGUGAAUGUAGAAAGCAACCGCGCCCUGUAUGCCAAGCUGGGCGGCCAUGGGGAGGCGAGUUGGAGUGGCGGCGUGGGAGCCGGCUACCCCCCCAACAAGGCGCCCCUCGUUAGGGUUUAG